This is a messenger RNA of Musa acuminata AAA Group (dessert banana), 822 nucleotides long. RefSeq names its product transcription repressor OFP4-like. The transcript has a single exon. Gene Ontology annotation, molecular function: DNA binding. Bases 1 to 822 code for a protein of 273 amino acids. Gene Ontology annotation, biological process: negative regulation of DNA-templated transcription. The record is from RefSeq and is a predicted model, not a curated record. NCBI's taxonomy places the organism in Eukaryota, Viridiplantae, Streptophyta, Magnoliopsida, Zingiberales, Musaceae.
AUGGGCAAUCAUCGAUUUAGGUUAUCUGACAUGAUGCCUGGCUCCUGGUUCUACAAGCUCAAGGAUAUAGGCAGAUCAACCAGACGCCAGAGCAUCCACAACACCAUGAAGCGAAGUCAUCCUCAUACAUCUUCGCCACCCAGAGAACUGGCUCAACUCCCUCGAAGAUCCUCCUACUACGUCUCCACCAGAGAAAGAACAGAGGGGUUUCCUCGUUCUCCUGUCAACCACAAGGCCUCAGACACUCAUUUCCCCGCAUUAUCUCCGAGAAAGACCAGAGCAAACAUCCAAAGGAAGGCUACAGAGUCUGAAAGCCCAUCGUAUCGUGACUACGUUGAUCGAUGCCAUGAAAAUUCCUCCACGGAUGACAACACCAUGGGCACCAUGAGUGGAGACUUGGAAGUACUGUCGGAGCUUAAACUACCACCAAUUCUGACGAAACCGAUAAAGGAUGUCCAUGACGAUGACGCACCGGACAAGACUUGCGUUCUUCGGGAGCACAGGAAGCGGAUUGGAAGGAGACCAGAGGUCAGAGCUUAUCGCACUCCACGCCUCGCCGGUCUCCAGGCUUACAGGAACCGUAAGUCAUCAGUGCAACAGAGCAAGGCAUUGCUGGGGAGCUUGGUGGUGGUGAAGUCGUCCUCGGAUCCGCAAAGGGAUUUCAGGGAGUCGAUGGUGGAAAUGAUCAUCGGAAACAACAUUCGAUCGCCGAAGGAAAUGGAGGAGCUGCUAGCGUGCUACUUAUCGUUGAAUUCGUGGAAGUAUCACAGUCUCAUUGUCAAGGAGUUCCAACAAAUCUGGCUCGAAUUCAGCUCCACUUAG